Molecule: messenger RNA, 1078 nt
Organism: Ricinus communis (castor bean)
Lineage: Eukaryota; Viridiplantae; Streptophyta; Magnoliopsida; Malpighiales; Euphorbiaceae
Product: dephospho-CoA kinase
Exons: 3
Coding region: 106-891 (261 amino acids)
Biological process (GO): coenzyme A biosynthetic process
Molecular function (GO): ATP binding; dephospho-CoA kinase activity
Source: RefSeq, a predicted model, not a curated record
CAGUCCAAAGAUCAAGCCCACGUUUAUAUCUCCCUUGCACUGCGCUUUGACUCUCUAGCCUACCUACUCUUAGAUUGCCAUGUUAGGUAUUUAAGAAGUUUAAGUAUGUCCUGUAUACAUCUCCAUCGUCAAUUUCAAUUACUUGAUAAGAGCAAUUCAAAGCGUAGAAGAAGCAUUUCAAAAGCAGUGACAAUGAGAAUGGUGGGAUUAACAGGUGGAAUAGCGUCGGGAAAGAGUACUGUUUCUAAUCUUUUCAAAUCCCAUGGAAUUCCCGUUGUUGACGCCGAUCUUGUCGCUCGUGAUGUUUUGAAGAAAGAUACAGGUGGGUAUAAUAAAGUAGUUGCUGCAUUUGGAGAGGAUGUGUUACUAGCUAAUGGGGAAGUGGAUAGACCAAAACUUGGCCGCAUUGUGUUCUCUGAUCCUUCAAACCGGCAACUUCUUAAUCGGCUUCUGGCUCCUUAUAUCUCUUCUGGUAUCCUUUAUGAAAUUCUGAAGCUAUGGUUGAAGGGAUGCAAGGUAAUUGUCCUCGACAUCCCACUGUUGUUUGAGACCAAGAUGGACAAGUGGACAAAGCCGAUUGUUGUUGUAUGGGUUGAUAAUGAAACACAACUCCAGCGGCUUAUGGCCAGAGAUGGAACCAAUGAGGAGGAUGCCAGGAACAGGAUAAAUGCUCAGAUGCCCCUAGAUGUAAAAAGAUCUAAAGCUGACAUUGUCAUUGAUAACACUGGCUCAUUGGAUGACUUGGAAGAACAAUUCCGGAAGGUACUAUUCCAGGUUACUAGGCCCUUGACAUGGUCUGAAUUUUGGCUCACAAGACAUGGUGCCCUUACAGCCCUUAUUUCCAUUGCAAUUGCGGUUGUUGUUGGCAAAAAUGUUAUCAGAAAGUUAUGAUCGAAAAUCUCCCAACUCGAUAUUCUCCUGUUCAUUGAUCAUAGAUUUUCGGUGUUUCUUUCUGUUUUGCAUUUCUUAUCUCAAGCAGUGAAGCUGUUUGUAUCUGCCUGUAACUUCCAUCCAUUCAUGAAACCUGGUGUUUGUACUGUGAUCUAAAUUAAAUCCUAAGCUGGUUCGUUUGAAGUCA